AGGGAGUGAGAGUUAAUCAGCUUGGUCAUUUUCAUACUGUCCCUGCAGGUGUGUCCACAGUGAGGUGGGUGACUGUACAGAGUGGAGGAUCUGUCACCAUCCUGUGUUCCUAUGACAACAAAUAUAAACAGCAGGUGAAAUACUGGUGCAAAGGGAGUGACUGGAGUUCAUGUUCUCCCAUAGUACACACAGAUCACCCAAAGAAAAGUGGUGAAGUGUCAAUCAGUGAUGAUCCCACAAAGCCAGUCUUCACUGUGACCAUCAACAAUAUAACAGAUGGGGACUCUGGUUCCUACUGGUGUGGUGUGGAGAUCGGCAGAGGUUCAGCUGUGGGAACACCGGUCUCCCUUUCAGUCACUGAGGGUGUGUCCACACUGAACACGGUGUCUGUACAGAGUGGAGGAUCUGUCACCAUCCCAUGUUUCUAUGACAACAUAUAUGAAGAACAUGAGAAAUACUGGUGCAGAGGGAGUGACUGGAGUUCAUGUACUCCCAUAGUACACACUGACUCUACAAAUAUAACUGGUGAAGUGUCAAUCAGAGAUUAUCCUGACCAGCAAGUCUUCAAUGUAACCAUGAACAAUCUGACAGCUGGGAACUCUGGUUACUACUGGUGUGGUGUGGAGAUCAGCAGAGGUUCAGCUGUGGGAACACGGGUUUACCUGUCAGUCACUGAGGGUAAGAUGUCUGUACUGCAGACUGUAGCCAAUGAGAUGCACAGUAUGUAACAUGUCAUUCAGUCAGAAAGGAAGGACAUUAACACAGAAACAGGAAAAAAUGUUUUCAGUAUCAGUAUUUUACUUUAUUUACUGUCAGUUACUGGUGUUUGAUGCUAUAAUUUCAAGUGUCUGUUUGAAUGUACAGAAAGAUUAAGCAUUACCUCUAAGGGAGACAUCCCAUAAUACAGCCUGAUGACCUCAUCAGA
This is a messenger RNA of Paramormyrops kingsleyae, 925 nucleotides long. NCBI's taxonomy places the organism in Eukaryota, Metazoa, Chordata, Actinopteri, Osteoglossiformes, Mormyridae. The record is from RefSeq and is a predicted model, not a curated record.